UCAGCAUUAUCAUAUUAAAUCUUCCUGGUAUGCCACAAUCAGGCUGAGUGCUACCUGUGAAUGCGGCGCUCAGAACCGCACUCAUCCUCAGCGCAUCUAGUCAUUGUUGACGAUACCAUGACGCGUCUCGUCUCGAGACACGCUCGUUUCUCUCCUUCCGGUCAUCCAUCUUCUACCUAUCGACCAGUUGGGUUUGUCCCCAUUGCCCAGAGAGAUGCAUGUCUUGUGUUCAGCCAGUCAUUGUCCAGGUCUUUCGUUCUAGCACUCGUUGGAAAUGGCUCUCUCAAUUGCGAAAAAGUUCAUUCGUUUUGAAACUUCUUCAUCGCCCCAGUCGCCAGAGCAAUGGAAGCAAACUAUUCAAGAUGUCAAGCUGCUGUAUUUCCAGCGUCAGUACAAGCAAUGCGCCGCCCGUUCGUCUGAGAUCCUUGAUGCUGUAAAAGAACCAGUGAGUGGAGCCUGUUGCUAUCAAAAUAGGAACGCAUUAACGUGCUCUGAUCGGCAGAUCCAUCCGGUCUACAAGACAUACCUUUAUUUCUACAGCGCCAUUUCCUACGAGGAAAUGGGCCGAGCAGCCCAUAACUACUCGCGAAGAAAACUUCCUCUGCUGAAGUCCGCUCUGGACAGCUUCGUCACCUGCAGUACAAUUCUGCCCUUGACAAUCCCGGUUCCUGAAAUCAACUCGGAGACCUCGAGUCCUGCUUCGCUGGUGGGGUCAUGGACAGCGUCCGAUUUCUCGGAGAGUCCUUCGCCUGUCGGGGCCCUCGUCAGCAGCAUCACGGACAUCAUUGACAAGUCCAUGCUCUGCCCAGACGAUGAUCCUUUCAUCUCAGAUAGUGAGGGCUGGGUUGAUCUGGCUCUCCACAUUCCAGAGGACCUUCCACCCCGCAUUCCACAUGACGAUCAGCGCCUCAUGCCCUCGCCCCUUCGACUUCGAAAGUCGUCGGUUGAUCUCCGUCAGGCUAGUCGACAGAAUCAAUCUGCGAGACUGUGUCUUCCUCCUCCUCUUCCUUUCAAGAUUCUGCCUGCGGACCCCAUGAAAAUGAACCACGAAUCUUCCGGACCUAAUAGAACUCCCCGCGCGCAGGGUAGAGGACAAGUCCACGCGGAUGAGCACAAACAAACGCCCGUGACACCGUCACGCGCCGAAUCCAUUACACGAUAUAACAGCACCCUCAAGUCCUUGCGAGUUCAGAUCAACUCCAGCAUCGCCGACAUCCACACACUCAUGGACGAGAUCACGGAGUUGCAGUCGGCCCGUCAGGCGUCGAAGAGUUUCCGCCGGUCUGCUUCAUUCUGGAGUUUCAGUCCCGUCAAGGAGGGUCCUGAUGGUCAAGAGAAACUGGGUAGUUCGGGAAGAGUCAUUGUCAAGGAGACCAAGGAGCAGCGCAUUGCUCGACUGCGUGCCGAGGGAUGGAAGACGGUCGGGUUGAGGUCUCCGGUCCGAGGCUGGAAGGGAGCGGCAUACUACCAGGCAUAUUGCAAUUCUGUUUUGGACGAAUUGUAUCUGGAAGUGUAACUAAGGGUUGGACAGCUGUCUUAACAUAAGGGGUUUCUUGUGGCAGAGUACGGAGUACCAUUGAUUGCAUCUAGCGGGCUUCUGAAGCGCAUAUCUGCUCUUGAUACUUGAUGAUGAGUGUCGAUACGAUGAAUUGUGAGCUAUCUAGAAACGAGGACCAAA
Aspergillus novofumigatus IBT 16806 is the source of this 1678-nucleotide messenger RNA. RefSeq lists its product as uncharacterized. The record is from RefSeq and is a predicted model, not a curated record. Bases 275 to 1516 code for a protein of 413 amino acids. The transcript has a single exon. NCBI's taxonomy places the organism in Eukaryota, Fungi, Ascomycota, Eurotiomycetes, Eurotiales, Aspergillaceae.